This is a messenger RNA of Neohortaea acidophila, 3732 nucleotides long. Its product is annotated as ABC transporter domain-containing protein. The record is from RefSeq and is a predicted model, not a curated record. NCBI's taxonomy places the organism in Eukaryota, Fungi, Ascomycota, Dothideomycetes, Mycosphaerellales, Teratosphaeriaceae. Gene Ontology annotation, molecular function: translation elongation factor activity; ATP hydrolysis activity; ATP binding. Bases 261 to 3470 code for a protein of 1069 amino acids. The transcript has a single exon.
UGGGCGUUUGGAGCGCGCUAAGUCCCUCCGAAAAAAAUUCGACGGCGACAUAAAAUAAAAAUCCCUUGACUUUCACCCUCCCUUCAUCCCUCUCCCAUCCCACACACUUCUCUCCCCCCCUCACAUCUCCCCUCUACCCUUUCUUCACAUUCACGUACCCGAACAGGCCGUGAAUUGUGUGCUCUGGUCACCGCCGUUCUCCCACACCGCGCGCCUCAGCGCCCUCUCACCCACCACCCUUUCUCACCACACGCCACGCCAUGGCACCUUCAGUAGACAUGGAGUCCCAACCUACCGACGGCCAAAUCCGGUCGGAGAACAAGAAAUCCGAAAAGGUCCUGGAAGAGCUGCUCUCCAAGCUCUCCGUCUCCCAGGUCGGCGAUGAGGCCAAGGGCACCUCGCAAGAAAUCGCCACCUUCAUCAACGGCGACAUCGAGGUCAAGGAUGCGCCCACCAAGGCCGUCGAGUCCCUCAAGAAGAUGCUCCUCAGCAAAAAGGAUGCCAACGCCCGACAAAACGCCUGCGAGGCCAUCACCACCAUUGCUCAGCACGCCACCGUCUCGGCCGUGGUUGAGCCGUACCUCGUCCAGCUCCUCCCUACCGUCCUCGCCACCGUCGGUGACAAGAUGGUCCCGGUCAAGGUCGCCGCCCAAAACGCCGCCCUCGCCAUCACCAAGGCCGCCAACGCAAACGCCGUCAAGCUCCUCAUCCCGCACUUUAUCGAAUCCAUCCGCCACGCCCAGAAAUGGCCGGAAAAGAUGACCGAUCUCGAGUGCAUCGACGCUCUUUGCAACGCUGAGACUGCACAAGCCCAGACCGCCUUCCGCGUGCCCGAGCUGAUUCCCAUCGUCUCUGAGGCCAUGUGGGACACCAAGCCCGAGGUCAAGAAGAAGGCCUACAGCACCAUGGAGAAGCUUUGCCAGCUCAUUUCCAACCGCGACAUUGAGAAGUUCAUCCCUGCCCUCAUCACCUGUAUCGCCCAGCCUGAGAAGGUCUCCGAGACCGUCCACGCCCUCGGUGCCACCACCUUCGUCCAGGACGUCCAUGAGCCCACCCUGGCCCUCAUGACCCCUCUCCUCGAGCGUGGUCUGAAAGAGCGUGAUACCACCAUCAAGCGCAUGUCUGCCAAGAUUGUCGACAACAUGUGCAAGCUCGUCGAGGAUCCCCAGAUUGUCGCUCAGUUCCUUCCCAAGCUGAUGCCUCAGCUCAAGGAGAACUACGACAACAUUGCCGAUCCUGAGGCCCGUGAGAAGACCAAGCAAGCCUUGGACACCCUCGUUCGCGUUGGCGACGUCAAGGACGGCAAGAUUCCCGAAGUCUCCCGCGCCGGCGACGUUGACACCGUUCUCGCCAAACUCAAGGAGAUCCUUAGCACCAGCCACAAGGAUGCUGUUGCAAAAUUCGAGCCAGUGCUUGCAUACAUCUCGGCCAUCGCCGGUCAGUUAAUCGAUGAGAAGGACAGCGAAAUCACCACCUGGAACCUUGCCCUCGUCAGCUACAUGACCAUCAUUGUUGGCGAAACCGAGGCCCAAGGCAUGGUCAACGCUCUCCGCAAGCGUGCCUCUCCUCUUGCCGGUGCCGAGGACGAGGUGGAGCCCGAUGAGGAGGAGGGUGAGGAUCUGUGCAACUGCACGUUCCAGCUCGCCUACGGUGCGAAGAUUCUCCUCAACCAGGCCCAUCUCCGCCUCAAGCGUGGUCAGCGCUACGGUCUGCUCGGCCCCAACGGUUCCGGCAAGACCACUCUGAUGCGUGCCAUCAACAACGAGCAGGUCAACGGGUUCCCCAAGCAGAGCGAAGUCCGAACCGUCUACGUCGAGCACGAUCUUGACGCUGCCGACACUGAGAUGAGCGUUCUCGAGUGGACGCAGAUGAAGCUCCAGGGCAGCAACAUCGAAAUCCCCAACGAGGAGGUCAAGAACACCCUCGUUGAGUUCGGUUUCGGUGCCGAUCAGCUCGAUAAGCCCAUCACCUCGCUCUCUGGUGGCUGGAAGAUGAAGCUGGCCCUCGCCAGGGCUGUCUUCGCCAAGCCCGACAUUCUUCUGCUCGACGAGCCCACCAACCAUCUCGAUGUGAAGAACGUCAAGUGGCUCGAGGACUACCUCACCACCUCCCCUUGCACUUCCAUCAUCAUCUCCCACGACAGCGGCUUCCUCGACAACGUCAUCCAGCACGUCCUCCACUACGAGCGCUUCAAGCUCAAGCGCUACCGUGGCAAGCUCAGCGAGUUCGUCAAGCGCGUGCCGUCUGCUCGCUCUUACUACGAGCUUGGUGCCUCCGAGAUGGAGAUGAAGUUCCCCGAACCCGGCUUCCUCGAGGGUGUCAAGACCAAGGCCAAGGCUAUUGUCCGUGUCAGCAACAUGUCCUUCCAGUACCCCGGUACCGAGAAGCCCCAGAUCCAGGACAUCACCUUCCAGUGCUCGCUCGGCUCCCGUAUUGCCGUCAUCGGCCCCAACGGUGCUGGCAAGAGUACGCUCAUCAACGUCCUCACCGGUGAGCUCAUCCCCACCACCGGUGAUGUCUACCAACACGAGAACAUCCGUAUUGCGUACAUCAAGCAGCACGCUUUCGCCCACAUCGACCACCACUUGCAGAAGACUCCGUCUGAGUACAUCCAAUGGCGCUUCCAGACUGGUGAGGAUCGCGAGACCAUGGACCGCGCCAAUAAGAUCGUCACCGAGGAGGAUGAGAAGGCGGCCGAGAAGGUGUACCGCAUCGAAGGCUCGCAGCGUCGUGUGGUUGGCGUCCAUGCCCGCAGAAAGUUCAAGAACUCCUACGAAUACGAGUGCUCGUUCCACCUCGGUGAGAACGUUGGGCUCAAGAACGAGAAGUGGAUUCCCAUGAUGACCGCCGACAACGCCUGGAUCCCCCGUACCGAGCUCAUUGCCAGCCAUCAAAAGAUGGUUGCCGAGGUCGAUCAGAAGGAGGCCCUCGCCAGCGGUGCCUUCCGCCCUCUCGUCCGCAAGGAAAUUGAGGCCCACGCCGCCAACUUCGGCCUCGACGCCGAGCUGGUCUCUCACUCCCGCAUGAGCGGUCUCUCCGGAGGCCAGCGUGUCAAGGUCGUGCUCGCCGCCUGCUCCUGGCAGCGACCGCAUCUCAUCGUCCUCGACGAGCCCACCAACUACCUCGACCGCGACUCCCUCGGUGCCCUCUCCAAGGCCCUCAAGGCUUUCGAGGGUGGUGUGAUUAUCAUUACUCACUCCGCCGAAUUCACCAAGGACCUGACGGAGGAGGUGUGGGCUGUCGUCGACGGCCGCAUGACCCCGUCCGGCCACAACUGGGUGCAGGGCCAGGGUGCCGGACCGCGUCUGAAGCAGGACGACGACGAGGAGGAGCGCUUCGAUGCCAUGGGCAACAAGAUCGACUCUUCCAAGAAGGCGAAGAAGCUGACGAGUUCGGAGCUGCGCAAGAAGAAGAAGGACCGCAUGGCGCGGAGGAAGCGCGGCGAGGAGGUCUUCAGCGAUGAAGAGUAAUCGCGCCGUUGCCUUGCUUUGUGCUUAACUCGCAGCGUUUUUUGACUUCGUGGGCAUGGAUUCUUGAUGCAUGGCGGGAUUGCGGCGUUUCUCGGGCAAGGAAAAGGAACAUGUGGUUUUUGCGUUGCUUUGCUUUGCGUUGCUUGCAAGCUCGAGGAUUCCCACUAUGGCGAUAGACUCCGGCGAUAGAUUUUCCAAAAGAGAUAGAAAUGGUGCUGGGUAAACUGGUCCGUUGGAAUUCAAAAUGAUACGUUCGAAAACA